Triticum aestivum (bread wheat) is the source of this 3508-nucleotide messenger RNA. RefSeq lists its product as uncharacterized. The coding region runs from base 320 to 679 and encodes 119 amino acids. Lineage: Eukaryota; Viridiplantae; Streptophyta; Magnoliopsida; Poales; Poaceae. The transcript is spliced from 3 exons. The record is from RefSeq and is a predicted model, not a curated record.
UUUCGUUUGUCCUUCGAAUUGUAAAAAGAAAUAAACCAGCACGGGCUCUCCUCCUCGAUGCCUACAGGCACGGCGCCGCCGCCGCCGCCCCCACGCGCGACCGCACGGCCGAUCUUCUUCCCCGACCCCGACCCUUUGCAAUUCUGUCUCCUUCCCCUCUCCAUCUGCCCAAAUCUUCUCCUGCGCCACCCUGAGCCUUCUCGAUCUCCAACCUCCUGCAAUCUUCAAGCCCGCCGGCACCCAAUCCGCCUACAAUCUUCAAGCCCGCCAGCACCAAAAGCAACCAGCGGUCGAUUUGAGUGACCCCCGCUAGGAAUCCAUGGGAUUUGAGGUGGAUUUCCUAGGAGAGCGAGUAGGAAGGGUGAUGGUGGGGUUCAUGGGGAAGAUGAAGAAGCAGAAGGUGAUCCACGGCCCGCACGCGACGCCGAGCCACCACGGGCCUCCUCCCCUGCCGCUCGCCGCCAUGCCGGGACGGCGUACUGGGCCUUGCCGGAAGCCGAGGACAAGCGAGACAAUGGCCAUCCACCCUGGGCCAAGGACAAGCACAGAGCGACCAGCGGCGAUAACUAUGCUCGGACAGAUGGAUCCCGCCGCGGCGGAGUUCGAGGAGAACAGUAGCUGUGAUGACUCAACAAGAUGGAAGUGCGGGACAAGGGAUGAGUGCAAUCGGCUCAGGUAAACUCCUCCUGUACACCGUCUGGCAUCAGUUCCAGUUGCGCCCGAAGCUUUCAAUCUCGCUGCUCCACUUAGUUUGCCGAAACACUGUCGACAUGUGCUCCAUCCAAGGUACGCCAUCGUCCAAUUCUGUCAUCAGUUUUGAACUUUAAACUAAUGACUAAUGGGUCGGAGUGGCCAGGCCUGAAAGUUCAAGGAAGAUUCAGCUUACAUCUGAAUUCCUUUGUAUUGCCUACAAUGUUAUAGCUUAAAUUCUGCUAAUAAAUUUCUAUCAAUGAUGUUCCAAACAAUUUCUUAGAGAUGGGUUGUGCACAAGGAUGCACAUUGUAGAUCUGUUAACUUAAGUUUUGAAUAAUGAGAUAUGUUCAUAUGCUUUGCUCACUAUUAUUCCUAAUUUUCUCUGGACAUAAAGACUGAAGUUUAUUGCUUUUGUUCAGCCGAGUGCUACUUGAUCAGUACUUAACCAAGAUUGGCAGCCAUUAUAGCUGGUGUAGAACUCAGAUAUACACACUGAAAUGUUCCGAUAUGCCAAAAUAAACACAUUAGAAUCUUUUUAAUUAUAUUCCUACUAUUUUUUCGAGAUUGCUCUGCGGUAGCUAAUUUUGAUGUUCUGCUAUACUACUAUUGCAUAUAGAGAGAGAUCAGAGAGGAGAGCAGCAGCCCGCUGCUGCAAUUUUGUUCAUGCUGCUGCUUGGUUACUACACAUCUAUACAGAGAACACCGAGAAGGCUGCUGCUUGCUGAUUACAAUUGCUUCAUGAUAUGUACAUAUCCUUAUGUAUGCUGCUGCUAUGUACCCUUGAUCAUGGUGACAAGGAAUUGAUGCUGCAGCGGUAGGGAUCUGGUGGCCAUGGAGUGGCAGCCGCUACGUACAUACAUAACUCCAGCGAGUCAUGGUGAGGAGAUUUUGAUCUUUAUAUGUUAGAUUCAGAGUGGAUAUACGUUACUACAUGUAGGCCCCAUACGCCAUACGAGUUCCUCCAUUUUUUUAUGUUAGCUGAUGAGCUUUCUUCUCCACUCCACACAGAUUGGUCCUGCAUGAUGCAUCCAUGGCUUAGGAUAAGAAAUGACUGUUUCCAUCUAACUGUUAUUUUUUUUCUAAAUCAAUUGAGGAGAACAUAUAACGAAAAAACAAGUUACUCAUCCGAUUCAUUUGCGAAAUUCAGUACUUUCUUAUACUGCUCUGUUUUAGGAGACGAAAUAAAGCGAAAAAGAAAUUUCUAUGAAGGAUCUCUAGGGAGAUUUGGCACAUGAAGUUAAGGUUUGGUACAUUCGAUCUCCAAAAGAUAUGGUGAGACAUCUGAAUUAUGUUUCGUCUUCACAGACUAAUUUGACAUUUUACCUGGCUAUUUUCCCCAUUUGUUGCUGUAGCUAAUAGUGUUGAUAUAUAUCCCAUUGUAGUGCAUUCAUUUGUAAAUAAGGAUUUUAUGACCUUUGUUUGUGUUCCUGUCGUUAUCAUUAAGUUUGCUUCAUGUAAUUGUUAGCACUGCAAUCAGAUAUAAUAUUAAAUAUUUGUUGCAAUCAGAUAGUAUAUUAUCCUUCGAGUGAUCAUAGAUGUUCAAAAUGAUGUUUGUUACCACCAUGAGCUGUACUUUGCAAUGUAAGGAUAUAUGACAUCUGUUUACUGUAGUAUAUUGCUACCAAAGCCCCUAUCUAUAUCACAUUUAAAAAGUAUUCUCUCGUGGCUUUGUAAGAUUUUCCUUUAUGCAAAUUAGAUUGCUUAUUAAUAGCAUUCAUAUUUCAAAUAUUCAUUGAUAUGAAUAACCAUGUAUAGACCACGAAAUGUAGUUGAUACACACGAGCCAUACAACGUUAGAUAUGAUUCUUACCUAAAUCCAGGGAAUGGCUGUAUUAAGUUAUUCAUGAUCCGAAAUGUUAUCCAUGUGAAUGUUUAUUUUGCAAUCUGUUGUAAAGCUAGGAAAUUUGUUGGCAAUAGUUUUUGUGUCGAGGUUCUUCUGUUUAGAUUCUAACUGAUAUGUAAGGGCAUACCGAUGAAUCAAAUAUUUAGAUGUUUUUUUCUUUUUGAGAUUUUGAACUUCAGGGGUGGGGGUGUCUUCAGUCAUGCUUAUUGGAUUAGGAUCUAGGACCGUGAGCUAUUUUCUAAAAGUCCUGUUGCAACGCACGGGCAUGUUUGCUAAUUUUUAGAAAAAUGCAUCGGGUAAAUUCAUAAUUAAAAAUUAAGAGCCUUUCGUUGAGUGUCAUCAAAGAUGCCUUGAACGUCUUUUCCAAUCUGAAGCGGGAUCCCAAACCUGGGAAUAGCACAAUUGGCAUCGGGCAAAUUCAGCGCGUACUCUAGAAACGAGAUGACUCUGAUGCAGUCUGAAUGUUGUCCCCAUACUCAAGUAUUUUCAGCGCUAUACCUCGCAAGUCUAUCUUUUGGAUACGAAGCUUUGAUAAAUUGGUUUAAAUUAUACUUUGCAACUUACAUAUUUCUCUAACUAAAGGUCUGCAUUUUCCCGAUGUACCGUACUAUACAUAUCUAAGGUACAAAAUGAACUCUUUAUAGGUCUCUGUUCUGCCAUAUGCUCAUUUCAAAUUUUAUGCUAGGUCCACUAAUUUUAGCUCAAGGGUGAUAUGAGCGGUAAGAAACACUUGCAGAUGUAUGUCUUGUGUAUAUAUAUGUGUGUGUGCUCUCGAAGAUGAAUGCGGUCACAAUAAUUUAAUUUGUUGUUUAGUGCUACAAUAUCUAAACUCAAGAAAAUAGGUAAUUAUAAGAUUUUGUGUAUUUUUAUUAUCUGAGUUAAGUAAUAAAUAUUAACCUUCCUCUAAAGAAGCAUGUUGGCUUGCUUUCAUAAUUAAAUGGAUUAACUAAAUCAGUAAUGAUGGAUUGGACC